UGACCACGAAUUUUCUAAUGAUAUCCGGUUAAUUUACGUUAAUAUGAGCCAACAAACUUUAGGUUUUUUUAUGAGCAAUUGAAACCACACCGGUGUCAAAUCAAAUGCAUUAGUCAGAUGAUUCAUUUUGGUAAUGUGAUGUGCUUCGAGGCAUUACACAUCGCACGGAAAAAACAUUGCACUUUUACGGGGAAUCUAACUAGAACAGGACACAGAAUUUCGUUUUCCGCUCACUUUGAAAAGCCGAUAAGAUCUUUAAUUCGCCGUCUCUUGGAGUGAAGAGAGGGUUAGGAUCUUAUAAAGAUAAAAAGUCAGUCUGUCAAGAUCGCACGACCAGUGCUGGAAAUGGAAUCGAUUUUUAAAGUAUUUGUUUAUUUGCUGGUAGGACAGUUAGCAAGCAACUUAUGUAAUGCAGCACUGCCGUGCGCAGUAGACGUGGCGUUCCUAGUCGACAGUUCGGCCAGCAUUGGACAUCACAACUACGAAAAAGAAAAAGCUUUCGUCAAAGAAACUGCGUCUCUUCUUGGAAUUCCAACACACAGCCGCGGCGCUGUCAUCGUCUUUGGCGACGACGCUAAGCUUAGUAUUGAUUUCCACCAGGCCAAGACACGGCAACAGUUCGAUAAUCUAGUCCAAAAUAUUCCAUACAUGAGCAGAAGAACGCGCAUUGACAAGGCUUUGAUUUUAGCCGCGAAGGAAGUAUUUCCUAAGGCGCGAAAACACGUUGUCAAAAUUGCAUUAGUGAUAACGGAUGGUAAACUAACCAAAAUGCGUGAUACGAUACCAUUACUGAAUGUCUCGCGGCCCUUGAGGGAAAAUGGGGUGCGUGUUUUAGUAGUUGGGAUUGGGAUAAACGUUAAUAAGAACGAGCUGGAAGAGAUGGUGGAAAAACCAGAGGAUAUGUUUUUGACUGAUAAUUUUGAUUCCUUGACAAGACGAGUGCAAGAAAUUGUCAACUACACUUGUAACAACGCUGUAUUACAAGAAUGCCUUAGUUUAUCAAGAUCACACUGUGCAAGAGAAGUAAGAGAGAGAGAGAAAGAUCUUAUGUCUUUUCUUAAUGGGAUUGCUUCUCUCGAUGUUGAACACGGGCGGUCACUACAGAACGCAACGUUUUUGUUGGAUGAUCUGCUCAACGCUCUACAAUCCGGCAGACACCUGCAUUCAAUUCCCAAAAGUUACAUAAUGUGUUGUGUGUCCAGAAUGGAGGAGUUUAGCUUCAGGUUUGCUGCACGCCACCUAGAAGAAUCAAAUCACAGUAUAAAAAUGGAAACCGAUAGAAUUGUGUUUGAUGCCAAGCGCAUUGCGAAUAACAGCUCUAAGGAAUAUACCUUUCCAAACACGGACGAAAACAAAUAUGGCGCUAUGGUGGUCCUACCAACCAAACAUUACACUGAUAAAGAUAGUUUCGUCGUCAGCAUUCUGUACAAAAGCCUCCAUCGCUAUUUACAACAGGCUUUGGAUAUUCAUCAUGAACGAGACAAUGGUGGUCAACUUGGGACACGGGUCUUGUCUGUGACGGUAAAACCACCUAGAAAAAAGAUGGCGCCCAAUGUAACUCUUCGAUUUGAAACUCUGCCAUCACUGAAGACUCAUCACACUAGCAAUCAAACCUGCGUGUUUUGGGACUUUACCUUUGAUGAAAAGGACAAAUGGUCAAAACAAGGAUGUAUGGUGUCAAGACAAGAUGAACACAUGACUGAAUGUAGUUGUAACCACCUGACACACUUUGGUAUUCUCAUGCAAAUACAAGAACAAACGUUAUCCAAGACAGACGAAGAUGCUUUAUCCAUCAUCACCUACAUUGGUUUAGGACUAUCUUUACUUGGCUGCGCACUAACAAUCUUGUUGUACUUUGCUUUUGUGAAUCUGCGUGCGCAGUUGUCGCAGAUUCGUAUCAACCUUGUGGUAUCGAUCGCUAUUGGGCAGAUAAUCUUCAUCGCUGGCAUCGACGCGACACAAAACUUGGGUGGUUGUAUAGCUGUGGCUGUCUUCAUUCAGUAUUUCUACUUGGUCGCAUUCUGUUGGAUGCUCGUCGAAGGAGUCCAGUUAUAUCUACAUGUUGUUAAAGUAUUUAACAUCGAGCAUGGAAUGGUUGCAAACUACAUUUUUGCUUGGGGGUUCCCGUCAAUCGUUGUCAUGGCAACUGUCAUAGCAGCGCUGACCAGCAAGGAUGGCGCAGCAGGGUUAAUCAACGAGAGAUUUUGUUGGUUAUCGUUUAAAAACAAGCUGGCCUGGACAUUCGCUGGACCUAUUUUAGCAAUAACACUUAUCAACAUUAUUCUCUUGCUGCAUGUAAUAAGAGAGAUGUCAAAGAUGCAUGACACGAUAGGAGGAUCUACAUCACAACUAAGUAUUGUUCGAAAGACAGCCAAGGCUUGCAUCGUGCUUUUCCCCCUUCUUGGUAUCACGUGGUUAUUCGGGAUAUUGACCAUGUCGGAGGUGGGCGUGACAGCACUUUAUAUCUUCACUAUACUGAAUUCAACACAGGGAUUUUUGAUAUUCAUACUCAGCUGCGUCAGAAAUAGCGAGAUUCGUUCCAAAGUACACGCAAAGCUACAAAGUCUUCAUCUUUCAAAGCCCAGUGGGUCAAGCGUAAUGCCAAAUCCUGAAGUAUCUCCUGAACCAUGUCCACCACGACGAGACAGGAUGAUCAUGACGGAUAACAAACGCCGUGAAAAUUUCGAACCAUCACGACUAUGAACUGUAUAGAACGCAUUUUCUUUCACGACUUCGUGAAUUACCGCUUUGUCCUUGACUUAGUCCUUAGAGUUAGCCUUAUAGGGGUUUUGAACCAUUACGUGCCCAUGCCCAUACAGCUUGGGCUACCUGUGUUUAGUUGGCAGAACAAUAAAUUCCCUUUACUCUUGGGGAUUGAAUCGGUUGCUCGUGUAAAACGAUUACAUUGCUCCUGCCAUCUAACAUGGCUGCCGUCACGUGAUGGUGCAAAACCUCUAUUUCAGUUUCAAAAUAUUCACAAAUGCCAAUGGUAAAGUAAAGAAGGCACGACUUCAACAAUACAAACACUUUAAAAUUCCACAAACCUUCGCUAAAACAAAUAUAUUCUGAAAGCAAAAUUGAGGCUAAUCCUGAGCAACAGAGAAUUCAUUCAAAACUUAAUUUUUUUGCUCUCCAUUUGUGCUAGUAGUCAAUCAAGAAAACCUACCGUAAAAUGCUCUUUUUUGUAAUUGUUGUAUUUAACAGUAUGCGAACAAUAAACUUCAAAUGAAAAAAG
Molecule: messenger RNA, 3235 nt
Organism: Actinia tenebrosa (Australian red waratah sea anemone)
Lineage: Eukaryota; Metazoa; Cnidaria; Anthozoa; Actiniaria; Actiniidae
Product: adhesion G protein-coupled receptor E3
Biological process (GO): G protein-coupled receptor signaling pathway; cell surface receptor signaling pathway
Cellular component (GO): plasma membrane
Molecular function (GO): G protein-coupled receptor activity
Source: RefSeq, a predicted model, not a curated record